UUUGUGAUUUGAACUUUUGAAUUUUGAUAAUGUGGUGAAAUGUAAGAAUAAAGUACUUUGAAUGUUCUUGUUUUGUGGUAUUAACUUUCUUUUUUCUAAAAUAUUUUCUACAUCAACUUUAAAUCGCAGCGAUGAGUAAUAUAUACAUUCAAGAACCAUCCACCACUGGCAAAGUUCUGCUGAAAACCACUUUCGGCGACAUCGACAUCGAAUUAUGGUCUCGAGAAGCUCCAAAGGCUUGCCGAAACUUCGUGCAACUAUGCAUGGAAGGGUUUUACGAUGGUAACAUAUUCCAUAGAGUUGUUAAAGGAUUUAUUGCUCAAACAGGAGAUCCAACGGGCACUGGCACUUGUAACGAAUCGAUUUACGGCACACCUUUUAAAGACGAAAUUCAUUCUCGUUUGAGGUUUGUUCGACGUGGUUUGGUUGCUUGUGCCAAUGCAGGUAAAGAUGACAAUGGGUCGCAGUUUUUUUUCACUUUUGCAGCCACACCAGAACUUCAAGGAAAACACACUAUAUUUGGAAAAGUUGCCGGUGAUACUGUAUAUAACUUAUUGCAUCUGGAAAAAGCUAUGGUGGAUGAGGGUGAUCGACCUGUUUAUGAGCAAAAGAUAAUAAAAACCAAAAUACUGAAUAAUCCGUUCGAUGAUAUUGUUCCUCGUGUUACUAAAAAAGAGAAAGAAAAAUCAGAAAAAACUGAUUCAAAAAAGAAGAAAGAAGAACGCGGAGUAAAGAAUUUCAAAUUAUUAUCAUUCGGCGACGAAGCGGAAGAAGAUGAACUGGAGACAACAAUAGAAAAUAAGAAAUUUGAAGGAAAAAGUAAAUCUACUCACGAUGUGUUAAAUGAUCCUAAAUUAAGUUCUAAAACGUUAAGUGACGAGGAAAAAGGAAAGGAUUCUAAUGAUACCGACGAUGACGAUGAAAAAGAAAAGACGACAGAAACUCAACUACGUUUAGAGGAUAUUAAGAAUAAAUUGAAAGGUGCAAAAAAGAAAGACACUCCCAAACCUAAGGAAGAAUCAUCUGACGAAGACGAAUUAUGGUCAAGUGUGAAGAAAGAAAAAAAAAGAAAAUUAGAAGAAAUUAGGUCUGAAAUCAAAAGUCUUCAACGAGAGAAUCGCCGAGAAAAAAAACAGAAAGUUGAAAAAGAAGAAACCGAAAAGAAAGAAAAAUUGGAAAAAAGUGAAAUUCUCGAUUCUUACGAAAAGGAAAAAGAAAAGUACACUCAACUAAGUAAAACGGUGAAAUUGAAAGGAAAAUCAAGGGAAGAUCUUACAGCUGAAUUACUCAAGAAGUUCAAUCAAAAACUGGCCACCGUUGAGAAUGAAGAGUGUGAAAAUCCAAGCGAAAGUAAAGAAGCCGAAGGAAGUGAACCUGCUGACGAUUGGACGGAUCUACUGAAUCAUCGUUUAGAAUGUGAUUCAAAUGACGUUUUGGCAAAAGAUGCCAAUACCAAAGCAGAUGAUUGGUACGAAAUUUACGAUCCUAGAAAUCCUAUCAAUAAACGAAGAAGGGAAUUGAGUAAAAAGCAGCUAUCUGAAAAAGGAAGAGCAAAAGAUCACUUAUAAAAAUAAUUUGUGUGUAAUCUAAAAUUUCAUCUGUGAUAAUGACCGAGUUAUGAAUAAUUAAUUUGAUUUACAUGCUUAGAUACUGAAUUCAUCGAUUUUCUUAAUCAUUAAUUUCAUGUGUAUGAUAUUAGUGCUGCCAAAUGUAAAUAAAUAAAGUAUAAUUUCCUUCUAAUAA
Molecule: messenger RNA, 1743 nt
Organism: Planococcus citri (citrus mealybug)
Lineage: Eukaryota; Metazoa; Arthropoda; Insecta; Hemiptera; Pseudococcidae
Product: spliceosome-associated protein CWC27 homolog
Exons: 9
Coding region: 132-1568 (478 amino acids)
Biological process (GO): protein peptidyl-prolyl isomerization; protein folding
Cellular component (GO): catalytic step 2 spliceosome
Molecular function (GO): peptidyl-prolyl cis-trans isomerase activity
Source: RefSeq, a predicted model, not a curated record